UUUGUGAAGAAAAUAGUGACAGUGUAUACAAUUAUUCAAAAUUUCGGUAUGUCUUUUUAGGUGUUGUAAAAAUUUACGUUUAGGCCAUUUCCCAAACAUAACCAAAGAAAUUGUGAUUGGCAUAUUUUCCAAAUUCGAAAUUUGUUUGGUGGUUGUCUUUGUGUUUGAUAAUUCCAACUGGUCGCGACUCAGCUUUGAAAUUCAGUGAUGGAUGUUGAACAGGAGAACGCUAUUUUGAAGGAAGAAUAUGAAUGUUUGUCUCGUGUAGCUGAUUCACUUGUUGGUGCUUUGGUGCGCUUCAAAGAUGUUGAACUGGUCACAACCACGCUGGAGACGUGUAAGGAGUUCAGUGCUUGUGAAAAUCAGGAUGUUAGAAAGUAUACCAAUCGCUUUAUGCAAUACUUUUUGAAAGUUAUUCAUUGGACAGUCGAACAUCAGCCACUGAACAUCUAUGAGAUGUGGUAUAACGCCAGAAAUCAGGAGGCUGCUAAAAUCACAUCUUUGUGGUUGGAAAAGGAAAAGUCAUUUAUGGCCGUAAAAUCAUCCGUUGAUGGUGCGCUGAUGAUAUAUGGGGCAGUGGCAAACGAUUCCGCAGCAGGUUGGUAUAAAAAUGGGCUGGAGGCACUACGAGCGAAGAUUGAAAUCAUUGAGUCUUGUACUGAUGGUGAAGGAGAAGAACAGGCUGCAGAUGCACCAGCGCAAUGACAGCAAAUACAUUCUAAACAUCUUCUGCUCUUCCUUAAAUCAGGAAUGCCAAUUGGUGAAUUGGCAUUUAUAGUGCUUUCCAUCAGUCUUGAAGUUGGAAUUGCAGAAAAAAUUAGUACUUAUGAGCUCGGGACUAAGAUAGGAUAUAAAUAUAAAAAAGCAUUAAGUGCUUGUUUUUGAAAUUUCGAAAGUAGUCGUUAAUGUAGAGAUCUAUAAUGAGCUCGGGAUUAGGAGAGGAACAUCUAGACAAAGAAUUCUUCGUGGAAACUUCGAAAUCGAUCGGAAUGAGAUUGUGAAAACCAACUAUGAAUUUGAGAUUAAGUGACAGAAAAUCAGGCAGUACUGCUUGUAAACUUUAAUUGUGAAAACCGAUCAAGAGUUAAGCCCUGAAUGGGGAAAAAAUAAGAAAAAAAAACGCAAUUAAACUAUUUUCAAUCGAAGCUGCGAAAUUAGUCGCAGGUUUAACAACAAUAAAAACAAUAAAAACGUUUGAAGUAAAAUUGAAUCGACGACUUUUUGUAAAACUCAACAACCAAAAAUCGUUCCACCAAAUUAAGCAAGUCAUCAAAACAAUAGAAAUAAAACUAUACUACAAAACCAUAA
Teleopsis dalmanni is the source of this 1308-nucleotide messenger RNA. RefSeq lists its product as uncharacterized. The record is from RefSeq and is a predicted model, not a curated record. NCBI's taxonomy places the organism in Eukaryota, Metazoa, Arthropoda, Insecta, Diptera, Diopsidae. The transcript is spliced from 5 exons. Bases 208 to 705 code for a protein of 165 amino acids.